Arctia plantaginis is the source of this 306-nucleotide messenger RNA. Lineage: Eukaryota; Metazoa; Arthropoda; Insecta; Lepidoptera; Erebidae. The record is from the annotation of a GenBank genome assembly.
AUGGCAAGUGAAACGUGCCGUAUGUACACGGCAGUAGCGCGGCCGGCGUGCGGCGGCCGCGCGUUCCGAAUGCGGGUUGCGUGUGUCCGCGGCUUCAGUCUCGAGAAAAUGAUUUAUAUUGUUUGUGUAGCGGCGGGAGGCAAGCGGGAGGCCGCGGGGGAAGCUUUCUCAAGCAGAUCCAGUCCACUGCAGAUAUGGGCGAGUAUUAUUAUUGAUCCGGCUCGGGCGGCGGUCGGCGGUCGGCAUUUCCUACCGCUCAUACUCGGGCGGGCGGGGGUGCCGGCCGCCGCCCGACAUAUUUAUUGA